CAGGAAGGCGGAGGAUUGCACGUACGCCCACAGUGAGGCGGAGGUUGGAGCCGUGAUGGGCCGCAACUCCAACGUGUACUUCGCAACUGCUGACGCAGCUUUGGAGGCUCGCAGGAAUUUGCCUGAAGAACUGCAGGGGGAAGCCAUGCUGGAUUUGGGAGAGAGUCAUAUCCUCAUGUGUCAUGACGUGCCAGCCACAGAAGACAACAACCAGGUCGGGAUGAAGGUGUGCGGCGCGCAUUGGCACGAGGUUGACUCUGUGCGAAGCGCAAAAGGUGACGCCGACUUCCAGAAAACAGUUAUCAUCACAUUUGAUCCUAUGUCAAGUACUGCGGCAAGGAUAGUGUUGGAAAGGCCUUUCUUAGAACUUGAGUGUCGUGAUGAUGAGUGUUUGCAGCAGUUCCUGACUGCGAUGGCGUUGCGGAGAUGGCUUGACAUUGAGGAGACCUUGGCAAAAUUGAGCGAGCUGAGGGACACUUCUGACACUGACGCUGGGGAAGAAAGGUCUGAGACCGCCAGCGUCACGGGACAAUCAACUGCCUCAACAGCAACUCCUGCUGAGGCGAGGGGCCACUUGGACGCCAUCAUUGGCAGCUUCCUUCAGAAGAAGUCGCGCAAGAAGACGCGCCUUUGCACUCACAAUGCCGCGGGCCUUUGUGUGAAAGGUGCUGACUGCGGCUUCGCACAUAGCGAGGCAGAGGUGGGCACUUUCAGCGCAACCGCCACGGUGACAGUGUUCAUGCCGCCCAGCCCGGGCGAGCUGCAGCGAAUGGGCAGGCAGUGCGCGGCGGUCAUCAAGGGGGCGUGGCCUCGAGCCAUCCCACGGGCCUAUUGCAGGCACCACAAGGCAGCAGAAGUUGGCCAGUCCUCCGUCGCGUGUUCCCGCGGGAUUCUCUGCGAUUUUAAGCACGAGCUCAAAGAAUGCCGCGAGGGCGCGGCUUGCCAAAGGAAGGCCUGCGUCUUCGUGCACCCGGUGGACAUCGACGACAUCUUGCGCUUGGAUACGCGGCUCGCGGCGCUGAAUGGUGAGGGGCGAAGCCUGGUUCAAUUGCUGGCGGCACUAAGGGACCACCGCAAGGCCAUGACCUGGACGGCUGAGGAGCUGCUCGCGAAGCGCCGGGAGCGCCUGCUUGCCCUCGAGGCAGAGGCGGAGGCGGAGGAGGAGGCGACGGAGGCGACGGACGCGGGUGGCGCGGAGCGGCGGGCCGCGGGGAGGGAGGCCAAGGCGGCGCAGUUGGCAGAGCUCCGCAAGCAGCUGGCUGAGUUUGAGGCCGCUCAGAUGGACUUUGGGCAGGCAGACCCUUCGUCCUUCCAUGCUGCACGGAUCUUUGCCCGAGAGGCCUACAAUCGCUUUGCAAAGUGCCUUCCCAUCUACGCAGAGCGAUCUCAGAUCAUGGAAGCACUACGUGAGGAUUACUCCGUAUUGGUGCUGAGUGCAGAGACGGGCAGUGGCAAGAGCACGCAGGUGGUCCAAUACAUCAGCGAAGUUGUCCCGGGCCGCGUGCUGUGCACUCAGCCGCGGCGACUGGCCGCAAACACGCUGGCAGACCGCGUCGCAGAGGAAAUGCAAACCUUAGCGCCCCGGAAGGAGAGGACCAACCUGGUAGCCAGCGACACACGGUCGAUGAACAAGAGGAAGCCCAAGAUCCAGUUCCUCACUUACCGUGGCUUGCUGAAUAUGCUUUACUACUGCCACGACUUGCCGGACGUGAGUGCCGUGAUCGUGGACGAAGUCCAUGAGCGCAGCGUCGCAGCCGACGUGCUGGUGGCCGUGUUGCGGCGCUGCCUGUCGCUGCGCGCCAAGGCUGGCAAGCGCCCGUUCAAGCUGGUGCUCACUUCGGCCACGAUGAACGAGUCCCUCUUCGCAAAGUACUUUGCGCGCAAGGCAUGGGAUGAGGAGUCCCCGCUGGACGACAGCUGGGCACCCACGCUGCAGGUGGGCGGUCGCACGUUCCCAGUAGAAGUGCACUACGAGGCGUCAGGCAGCCAGAAGGACUACGCCCGUGCGGCAGAGGCCAAAGCGAUUGCCGUUCACAAGUUGCUACCAGCGACUGACUUGGAUGCCAGAGUCAACAAGGACAUCCUGGUGUUUCUGUCCCAGGCGGACGAGGUGGAGCGCUGCGCGCGGGCGCUGCGGGAGGCACUGCCGGACUGCCUCUGCGUGCCGCUGCACGGGGGCUUGGACAAAGAGGAGCAGCAGGAGGCCUUCCGGCCAGCGGACAAGGGCCGGUUCCGGCGGAAGAUUGUGGUGGCCACCAACGUGGCGGAGACCUCUGUGACCAUCGACGGCGUGGGGGCGGUCAUCGACUCAGGCAUGGCCAAGCAGGCGCGCUACGACCCGGCGAAGGAUGCCACAGUGCUACGGGUCGGCCUCAUUGCGCAGAGCAGCGCGAAGCAGCGGGCCGGCCGGGCUGGUCGCACAGCGCCCGGGGAAUGUUUCCGACUCUACUCGGAGGAAGAGUUUGCAGACUUGGAGAAGGACCAGCCGGCAGAGCUUCUGCGAGCGGAUGCGACAGCCGCAAUCCUGAUGGUGCUCCGGCAGAUUCAGCGCCAGCCAGAGUGGAUAGACAACAUUCGGGAGUUCCCAUUCGUGGAACACCCUGGCGAUGCCCGACUUGAAAAAGCUCUGGAGAUGUUACACCACUUCGGGGCCCUGAGCAGCAUCGACAGCCCCAAGCUCACCGAGCAAGGUAUGGCCAUGGCGCAGAUGUCGGUGCAGCCAAGGGUGGCCGCCAUUUUGUUCGCGGCGCAGCGCUUGCGUGUGCUGGAUCUGGCGAGUGUGGUGCUGGGCAUGACGCAGCUCACGGGCUUUCUUUUCCGGCGAGGCCGCAGCGAUGAGCAGAAGGCCUCGGUUCUCCAGCACCGCAGCGACUUCGCGCAGCGCUUCCCAGGGUUGGGGGACGUGGGGGCGGCGGCAGCUGUGUGGCUGAGCUCCAACAAGGAAGUGCAGCUGGGGCGCUGGUGCUCGGAGCACUCAGUGGGCUUCCAUGCUUUGAAGGAGGGCAGAGGCCUUGUCAACAGCAUGCUCCAGGAGAUGCAGCGCUCAUCUCUUGAUGCCUGGCUUUGCCCGGCCUGCCAAGCGCAGAACGGCCAAUCUCUCGUACAAUGUUCCGGUUGCGGGCUGGACAAGGCUGAGGCCGAGAGCGCGGAUGCCGGGGAGACUGCCAGAGCCCUGGAGUCAUUGACAGAAGAAUCCUUUCGAGACGAAGCUCGUUUGGCCUUGUUGGUUCAAGCCUUACUUGCCGGUUUCUUUGGCAACCUGGCCUUUUACCUGCCCCCACGGCCAAGCGACGAAAAGGCAUUGCCAACCUAUUACAUUCCUCAGAACAGUCAGGUUGGCAGGACGCAGCCCGUGGCUGCUUUCCGGCUCAACACUGCCUACCCCAAAGUUAUCUUGUUCAUGGAGAUUAUGGAUUCGGGAUACAUCAGCAUCAGCAAUCUAUGCGGAGUGAACGAGGGCUUCGAGAAUCAGCUGCCUGCCACUUACCGCGAGUCUCCCCGGUUCCAGUCUUUCCUGCAGGCUGCCCGGCAUCGCCAGCAGAUGAGCUAUCCCAGCGUUGUGAAGGUAGAUUGCCCGCUGGCUUUGCGGCGCUUUGCUGGGCCGAGGGGCCAAAAGGUUGCUGCUUUGCAGGAGGAGCUGCAGGAAGAUUUCUUGGAGGAGGGUGAGGUCCUAGUCAUGGAAGUUGACCAAAGAGCACGGAUGGUGCUGGUCAUGUGCAGCAGUGACCAGAAGCGGGAGGAGAUUGCUUCUAUUGUGGAGUCCCAGGUGUCAGCCAUUGCGGUUCAGCUGAAGCAGCGGCGGAGGGAGUGGGCGAUCCCUGGCACGGGCGCGCGGGCAGUGGUUGGUACCGGCGGGGUGUGCAGCGAAAUUCUGCUGGCAGCUGGGCAGUCCAUCUCCGUGGUCUUCAACACCACUGAUGCCGCUGAUCGCCUCAGUGAGCCGAUCAAGACGCUGCGACAGAUCCCCCCGGGCUUUUUUGCCGAGUUGGCAGCCAGCAAGCUCCAAGACGUCACUGACCUGGACGCCCAGUGGGUCAUCCCCACCUGGACGACAUAUGAGCGCCAGGCAAGGCAGAAAAACAGCCGCAUUACAGACCUGAGGGAAAUGCCUUUGGCCAGCACCGUGGCAGCGAUCGAGUACACAGCAGGUGGACUUUGCUACCGCUGCAACCCGUUCCUGCGCGAGUGCAAAGAAGGCCAGUGUAGACCAUUUGCGCCGUACCUCCACGCGUUGCAGAAUUUCGUGCGGAGGCGCUCAUUGCACGCAAGCAACCUGGGUGCGCAAGUCGUCUACCGUGGUUGCAGCAUUCCUCUUGCCAGUGCUGCUGAGUAUGUCGUGGGCCAAUCAGUAAUUUGGCCGGCAUUCACCUCCACAUCGACCUCCCGUCAAGUAGCCCAGCAGUUCGCUGCUGCAACCGCGAGCUCCGGUUCUGAGACCUUUCUCUUUGAAAUCACCAUCCCGCAUGCUUGCCCUGUGAAUGACAUCUCUGUUUUUCCAGGAGAGGCCGAGAUCUUGCUACCAGCUUUUAGUGUGAUGAAGGUGGUGGGCAUGCAUGCCUUUUCAAGGGGAAUGCGAAUGCGCUUGGUGGAGCUGCGCUAUGAGCCUUUUGCUGCGCAUCGCUUGGUUGCGGAGGGGGACCAGCGUUCCGGUGAGGCCGCGCAGGCGGAAGAGGGGCCAGUCAUCAUCCAGGUGAAAUCGCGGCUGAAGGGCGAGGCGGGGAUCGCCGAAGAGCUGGGCCGUCAGCUCGCGCGCUUUGAUGCCGGAGUGGAUGCCGAUGUGCGCUGGGACAGCGAGCAGCACCGAGUGUGGGGCCGCGCGAGCUUCCGCACGACAGAGGCAGCAUCCCGGGCCUGCGGCCUACUGCAAGGCUCCAUCAUCGGCAACCGCCUCAUCACGAUGAGGCCAGCGCCAGUGCAGACCAGCGGUUUGGCUCUGCAGUGCCGUGUGCGAGUUCGACUGACUGGAGUGCCGCACCGAGGAAUGGCAAUCGUUGACUGCGGGUCCCGAGAAGCGGUCGCUGACAUUGUCGGACAGCAGGGCGAAGAUUUCCGGGUCCCUGUUGAUCUGGUACUGCCAGGCAAGGGCGUCGGCAAAGUCCAGGCCCAGCCAUUUCGAAAGGGAGGCAACGGCAAGGGUCAAGGAGCCAAAAGAGCCAAAGGCAAGGAGCCAAAGGGCGAGGUGCAGCCCACUUUGCUUCACCUCUCCGGCAUCCCCGGCCACGUGACGCAGUGGCAGCUGCAGAGCGCGCUGGCCAGCAAGACCCGGCUCUUCUCAGACGCGGUGCAGCCGCUGAAGCGCGACAACCAAGCCAUGCAGGCGGAGGCCGAGGCUCUGAAGAAGCAAGGUGUGGCCGGCACAAAGAGCCGCCAGUCUUUCGUAUUGUCUCUUCUGCCGGUGCAGCCGGACUUUGUGGAGGAGACGCAGAUCAAGUUCGGAGCGGAGUAUUUACUUUGGUUUGACUCACCAGAGACCGCAGAGCAGGCCAGUGGGCAUGUCGAGGGGCUUGGGGAGAGGCUUUGUGAUCGCGCCGAGUUCUUUCCGAAGCGCCCCCUCUGA
Messenger RNA from Effrenium voratum, 5557 nucleotides. The record is from the annotation of a GenBank genome assembly. Lineage: Eukaryota; Dinophyceae; Suessiales; Symbiodiniaceae.